AUGGCAAGCACCCUUGGAUUCGAGGUCAUCAGAAACGCUGUUCCUAGCGAUCUCGUUAAGAAGGGAGCAGACGCGCUGCCAAAGCAAACCCAGCAUCGGCGAGAAAAGUAUGACGCAUAUGAAGUACCGUAUGAGUGUCAUGUAAUAAGAGAUAAAUUUAUUAGCAAGGAUGCAGACAAGGUCGCUCUCAUUGAAUUAUUGAAACCGAAGCCCAUUCCUUUAAAACCCAACUAUAUUUUCGCUGGCAUUUUUCGAGAGACGGACGCAGACCCAAGUAAAUUAAAAACAGCAGAAGAAGGCGAAGUAUACGUUACGAUCGCGCUCACGAACCUCAAUUCCAAUAACGGCUGGUACACGUUCUAUGCAGGUUCUAGAAAGAAUGAGCCAAUGACAUGUUCACACCCAGUUGCUCUUGAUUUAAGAGCAGGCGACGCUGUGAUAUGGCGAGGCGAUUUAAUCUAUUUUCAUUCUCCCGGGGGCGGUGGUGCAUUUGAGACUCUGGUUUAUAAUAAAUAA
This is a messenger RNA of Microsporum canis CBS 113480, 516 nucleotides long. RefSeq lists its product as hypothetical. The transcript is spliced from 2 exons. The record is from RefSeq and is a predicted model, not a curated record. Bases 1 to 516 code for a protein of 171 amino acids. Lineage: Eukaryota; Fungi; Ascomycota; Eurotiomycetes; Onygenales; Arthrodermataceae.